UCCCGAAUACGAAAUGAUAAAAGUUCUCUUGCUCCCAUAUAUUCCAGUCAACUGUGCAUAUUAAUUGACAAUGGGUGGAUGUUCUUUACCAAAUUGUACGGGAAACAACCGAAAAGGAGAUAGAUUAUUCGUAUUCCCCGUUAAUGCAGAAAGACGCAAAGUAUGGAUUGACAAUUGUAGAAUUGAACAUUGGGGUUGGACGCCGACAUUUAAAAGUCGUCUUUGUGAGCACCACUUCUCAUCAGAGCAAUAUGAGCAACACAGAGCUGAUGGAUUUAAGAAAUUAAAACCAAAUGCAAUCCCCACGUUAUUUCAGUUCAAUUCUAACUCUGAAGAAUUACAACUGCGGAAUAAAUUCACCAAUAAGAAAAAGAAGCGCCGCGCUUUGCAGAAAAUUAAAACUGAAUCAAUGAAUAGCGGAAAUAGACUUAAUUAUAUCACUGUGAAUAAAGUUCAACGAUUUGACCAUUCUUAUGGCAAAGAGGUAAAAACCAAACAGAAUGAAAAUGGGGAAACAAACAAUGAAACAGCUGAAACGAUAAACUCUUCACUUGAACUUGAGAUUGAUAAAUGUGAAGUAAUUGUGGAUUGUGAGCAAUGUCAUAAACUUUAUUUAGAAAUUGAAGAAAUGAGAAAACAGUUACUGUACACGGAGCAAAAGUUGGACAAGAUGGAAAUUAAGUUUCUUGCUUUGCUGGCACAAAAACAAACAGAAUCGUGAUAAAUGUUCGUCAUAACUGCCAAGUGGAAAAAAUUAAUCAUAGCGUUCUGUCUAAAGUUUAUCUAUGUGAAGAUAAAAUUGUGGAAAGAAAAACGUUUGUUGCAUUCUUGUUGGAUAUGUUUUUUUAUUGUAACUAUUGUCGUGUUGAAUUUGGCGCCAAAUAUAAAUGCCAAGAUUUACUACUAAA
This is a messenger RNA of Ciona intestinalis (vase tunicate), 908 nucleotides long. The record is from RefSeq and is a predicted model, not a curated record. NCBI's taxonomy places the organism in Eukaryota, Metazoa, Chordata, Ascidiacea, Phlebobranchia, Cionidae.